AUAGCAAACAAAUGCUUGUAUUUUUUAUUUUGGUCAGGAUUUGCUUUUCUUGUCAUCUUUUUCUGUAUAAGUGGUACACAGAAUGACUGCUUGUCAAUUUUGAAUGUCCUUUCUCCAUACUUCUUCCUAGCAUUCUCAGUUGAAUCCACAACACUGCUCCACAUUUUGUUGUAAAACCUGAACUUGAAUGUAGAAUCUGAUCUCAACUCUCUUUUGUUUUCAGGUAUCUGGUAGAAGCCUCUUUUUGACCCUAUAUCAACUAUUAAACCACCCAACUUAAAGUUAUGAUUCUUUAAAAUAUCCCCUGCAAGACAAUUUUUGCAUGAGAAUCAACAGGUUAAAGAUAAGGCCUAGUCAUGAAGUCCAGUAUUGUGUCUGACUUCACUUCCUGAUGGAAAUAAGGGCCCCUCUUUUAUAUGAGAAAUUUUUUCUAGUAUGCACCAAAGGUUCAAAUUGAGGAAUUAUUAUUUUAGGCAUGAGUACCAGUUGAUUGGAUAUACUUGAAAAUAUACAAUUUGAUAUAAAGUUUAUAGGCAGGAUUUAUUGAAUUUCUUUCUCACAUUCGUUAAGCCUUUGCACAUGUGAAGUGAUUAUUAAUCAUCGUCUUUUUGCUUCCAAUAUGGAAUUCUUGGUCGUCUUGGUAAGUAUCAAUGCAAAAUGGAAAGAAGUGGUUUCUACAACCCUGGCACUGUCUGUCUGUCUUCCCCCUAAAAACAAAGCCUCCACAGAAUCUCCCCAAAAAAUUUCCUUUUAAAAAUUUCCAAGGCAAAGCUAUUUCCUUUUAGUGAAUUUAGAUAAGGCUGAGAUAUGACUGGCUUUUUGAAAACAAAUAAAAAAGGAAAGGUUACCAAAAGGGUGCACAAAAUUAAGCACAGGUGGGGGAAAACAAUAAAACCUAGCACAGGUCUGUUUCAAUCCACAACUGGGUAUACAUAUAUUCUAGCUUAGAAUGUUGGCUUCACGUCCUAUACUCUAAAGAUAGUCAAAUGAAAAAAUUAAAGAUUUUUUAAGAUAUUUUCUUAUAAAAAGCCAUGUUUGACAAUUGUAUGAUAGAAUAAGUAUCAUUUGAAGCUAGAGCUGAAAAGCCAAACAGAAUUUGCUUGCCAGCGUUCACAAUUUCAUUAAUCACGGUUUAUGAAGACAGAAAGAAUAAGUUACCCUCUUAAGGCGUCUGGAUCCCCCACUGGCUUAGGAUUGAGCGGAUGUGAAUGGUGUUGUCUGGACCCUGUCCAGGCUUGUGUAAGUUACUGAUCAUAAGGCUUGUUUUACUGACAGGACGAUCAGCUGUUUGGACGCCCUGUGUUGAUGCAAUUGGAACAAGAUGAAGUAGUCAUAUUGGUUAAAUAGCGGCAAAACACCGGACCCGAAGCAAGCUAGCAAGCUGGCAACCUUCGUCGAUGUUAUGCAAGGAAUACGUCUUGAGAGGGAAAAGACGGCUGUUGUGAAACAAAUUCAAGAGAAAGCAAAGGCCGGUGAGCUGCAGACAGUGGUAACAGCAAAGGCUCCAGGCAAACGACGUCGGAGAUGGGAUCAAACUGGAGACGAGCUACCAGCAAAGAAAAGGCCGGAACAAGCAGAUACUCCAUCCGCUGGGAAAUGGGAUGAGACUCCCGGCAGAACAAAGGCAUCAGAUACCCCCGGUAGAGGAGCAGAAACACCCGGCAGAACUGGUGAAACUCCAGGAACAGCAAGGGGGGAAUCAGAUACCCCUGGAAGGGGAGGUGUGACACCUAGUUCCAGAAUCUGGGAAGCCACUCCAAAUUAUGUACCACAGGGUGCAGCCACACCCACGAAUAUUGGUAUUGGAACUCCUGGACAUGGCACAAGUACAAGACGCAACAAAUGGGAUGAAACCCCGAAGGUUGAUGGCACAGAAACGCCAGGGAGAACACCAGGCUGGGCAGAAACGCCAAGAACCGACCGUCUGGGCGCCGAAACGCCCGGUAUGACACCGACCCCAAGAGGGGGCAAGCGGAGGUCUCGAUGGGAUGAAACACCACAAGCAGCUACGCCAGGAGGCAGCACUCCAAGUGUCAUUACAACACCUGGUCUCACCCCUGGUGGUAUGACCCCUGGUGGAGUCACCCCAAUGCUUGGUGGACCAACCCCAAUUGGAACCCAGGCGAUGCAUAUGCAUACACCCUCACCAGGCCAUCUAAUAUCGAUGACACCCGAACAAAUUGAAGCCUUCCGUUGGGAGAAAGAAAUAGACGAGCGGAAUAGGCCUUUGACUGAUGAAGAGUUGGAUACCAUGUUUCCUUUCGAUGGAUACAAAGUUUUGCAACCCCCGGCUUCUUAUCAACCAAUCAGAACGCCAGCCAGAAAGCUCACUGCAACACCAACACCGCUUGCAGGAAGCUCGGGAUUUCGUAUCCAGACUGAUGAUAAAAGUGCCAAGUUUGUCGAGGACCAGCCAGCGGGUAAUCUCCCCAGCUUGAAACCAGAUGACUACCAGUAUUUCGACAAAUUAUUGGUUGAUGUAGACGAGACAACCCUUUCUGCGGAGGAGCAGCGCGAACGAAAGAUCAUGAAGUUAUUGCUGAAGAUAAAAAAUGGCACGCCACCAAUGAGAAAGGCCGCUUUGAGGCAAAUCACUGACAAAGCAAGGGAAUUUGGAGCUGGUCCACUCUUCAAUCAAAUUCUACCUUUGCUCAUGUCACCGACUCUCGAGGAUCAGGAACGUCAUUUAUUGGUGAAAGUUAUCGACAGAAUUUUAUACAAACUUGAUGAUCUUGUGCGUCCGUAUGUCCACAAGAUUCUUGUCGUCAUUGAACCGUUGCUUAUUGACGAAGAUUACUACGCUCGCGUAGAGGGACGUGAAAUCAUCUCCAAUUUAGCAAAAGCUGCUGGCUUGGCAACUAUGAUUUCCACUAUGAGACCUGACAUUGACAAUAUUGAUGAAUACGUCCGUAAUACCACUGCAAGAGCAUUUGCUGUCGUUGCAUCAGCACUGGGAAUACCAUCCUUAUUGCCGUUCUUAAAGGCUGUUUGUAAGAGCAAAAAGUCAUGGCAGGCAAGGCACACUGGCAUCAAAAUUGUGCAGCAGAUUGCUAUUCUCAUGGGGUGUGCUAUUCUUCCGCAUCUUAAAAAUCUUGUUGAAAUUAUUGAGCACGGUUUGAUAGACGAGCAGCAAAAGGUGCGAACAAUCACAGCUCUCGCUAUUGCUGCUCUGGCUGAAGCUGCAACUCCGUAUGGCAUCGAGUCAUUCGACAGUGUGCUCAAGCCCCUCUGGAAGGGUAUAAGGCAGCACAGAGGAAAGGGUUUGGCUGCAUUUCUGAAAGCCAUUGGCUAUUUGAUCCCACUCAUGGACGCAGAAUACGCUUACCAUUACACGCGGGAAGUCAUGCUCAUUUUGAUUCGAGAAUUUCAGAGUCCUGACGAAGAGAUGAAAAAGAUUGUGUUAAAGGUGGUAAAACAGUGUUGUGCGACAGAUGGUGUUGAGCCCCAGUAUAUCAAAGAAGAAAUCUUGCCGGAGUUUUUCAAGCAGUUCUGGACCCAUCGUAUGGCUUUGGAUAGGCGAAAUUACAAACAGCUCGUUGAUACAACUGUGGAAGUUGCCAACAAGGUAGGAAGCGCCGACAUCAUCGGGCGUGUUGUGGAUGACUUAAAGGACGAAAGCGAGCAGUACAGGAAAAUGGUUUUGGAAACGAUAGAGAAGAUCAUGGCGAAUUUAGGAGCAGCAGACAUCGAUUCGCGCCUUGAAGAACAGCUUAUUGAUGGAAUACUUUACGCUUUCCAGGAACAGACAAACGAGGACAUCGUCAUGUUAAAUGGCUUCGGGACAGUAGUAAAUGCGUUUGGGAAACGUACUAAACCGUAUCUGCCACAGAUCUGUGGUACAAUCCUGUGGCGUUUGAACAACAAAUCAGCGAAAGUUCGUCAACAGGCUGCAGAUUUGAUUGCAAGAAUUUCCCCCGUCAUGAAAACGUGUGGAGAGGAAAAGUUAAUGGGGCAUCUUGGAGUGGUAUUAUACGAGUACCUCGGUGAAGAGUACCCAGAAGUUCUUGGCAGUAUCCUCGGAGCUUUGAAGGCAAUCGUAAAUGUCAUUGGAAUGAACAAGAUGACCCCUCCAAUCAAGGAUCUUCUUCCCAGACUGACGCCUAUUUUGAAAAACAGACACGAAAAGGUGCAGGAGAACUGCAUUGAUCUCGUCGGCCGCAUUGCAGAUCGGGGUGCUGAACACGUCAGUGCAAGAGAAUGGAUGAGAAUCUGCUUUGAGCUGCUUGAGCUCUUGAAAGCUCACAAGAAAGCCAUUCGACGUGCUACAGUAAACACAUUUGGAUACAUUGCAAAGGCUAUUGGUCCCCAAGAUGUCCUUGCCACUCUGCUCAACAACUUGAAGGUGCAGGAACGUCAGCUCCGCGUUUGUACAACCGUAGCCAUUGCUAUCGUCGCAGAGACUUGCUCUCCGUUCACCGUCUUACCAGCCUUGAUAAACGAGUACAGAGUCCCCGAGCUUAAUGUACAAAAUGGCGUGCUGAAAUCCAUGUCUUUCCUUUUCGAAUACAUCGGUGAGAUGGGCAAAGACUACAUUUAUGCUGUGACGCCGUUGCUGGAAGACGCCCUAAUGGACCGAGAUUUAGUUCACAGACAGACAGCAUGCGCUGCAAUCAAGCACAUGGCCAUUGGUGUCGUUGGGUUUGGCUGUGAAGAUGCAUUAGCUCAUUUGCUGAACAGUGUGUGGCCUAAUAUAUUCGAAACCUCUCCACAUGUUGUCAAUGCAUUCACUGAGGCAGUUGAAGGACUUAGAGUUGGCUGCGGUUCAGUGAAAGUUUUACAAUAUGCACUCCAGGGCCUUUUCCACCCGGCUAGGAAAGUCCGAGAUGUCUAUUGGAGGAUAUACAAUUCACUUUAUAUUUCUGCUCAGGAUUCCCUUGUGGCGUCAUAUCCAUCAGUGCCGAAUGACGAGACCAAUCAUUACGUCAGAGAUGAACUGCAUUACUUCUUAUAGAACGUUUUGCGUCACGUGGACAAUAACACUGGCCGUUACUGGUAUAUGUAAAAAAUACAGAGGAGAGGUCUUUGAUGGUGUUUCGUAAUUCCCGUCCGCUACAAACGGAACAAUGCUAAAUCCAUUGAUUGAACUAAGAUUGAUGUCAGCAGUCAAAUGUGCCAACUUUUUAAGGUUGAUUAUUGCUAACCAUGGGACACUGCGCCCUACAUGCUUGCAUAAAGUUAUGUAAGCUUAAACUAAUUUAAUGAUCUUCUUAUGUUAUCUAAAUGCUCCCAAUUUGAGACUUAAAGUGCCAAAAAACAAUGGAUGUUCUAACUUUUUGGGAAUUGUAAAGACGAUUUUUCUCUUGUAUAGACACUUCCCCUCCUCCAAAGUUAAGGAGUCCAUCAGAUGAUUGCUGCCAAGGUGCACAAUUGGCUUUUUCUAUUCAAAACUAUAGCCGAAAGAAUAAUUUUUUAUCGAAAGUUGCUCUUUCGAAUCAAGGUAUUUGUAAGGUAUGAUGCAGACCAUUUAGAGACGGUAUGGUAGAACUGCUAUGUUGUACUAGAUUGUAGUGUAGACAUUCAGCUAAUUCUUGUCUA
Molecule: messenger RNA, 5535 nt
Organism: Rhopilema esculentum
Lineage: Eukaryota; Metazoa; Cnidaria; Scyphozoa; Rhizostomeae; Rhizostomatidae
Product: splicing factor 3B subunit 1
Biological process (GO): spliceosomal complex assembly
Molecular function (GO): mRNA binding
Source: RefSeq, a predicted model, not a curated record